AGAUAAUUUCGUCCAGUACUUCCAUUUUCUCUCAACCUCCGAUCGUAACCUCUCGAUUUUGUGGUCGGAAGCUCUUCAAUGGCCACUCAAGGUCAGGUCAUCACUUGCAAAGCUGCGGUGGCUUGGGAACCGAACAAGCCGCUGGUCAUACAGGACGUUCAGGUGGCUCCGCCUCAGGCCGGCGAGGUGCGAGUCAAGAUUCUCUUCACUGCUCUGUGCCAUACUGAUGCCUACACUUGGAGCGGCAAGGAUCCUGAGGGUCUCUUCCCAUGCAUUCUUGGUCAUGAAGCAGCUGGGAUUGUUGAAAGUGUUGGUGAAGGAGUGACUGAAGUUCAACCUGGUGAUCAUGUUAUUCCAUGUUACCAGGCAGAAUGUAGGGAAUGCAAGUUCUGCAAAUCAGGAAAGACAAACCUAUGUGGCAAAGUUAGAGCGGCUACUGGAGUAGGAAUCAUGAUGAAUGAUAAGAAGAGCCGUUUCUCAAUAAAUGGAAAAUCAAUUUAUCAUUUCAUGGGCACCUCAACAUUUAGCCAGUACACAGUUGUACACGAUGUUAGUGUUGCAAAGAUUGAUCCAUUAGCUCCCUUGGAGAAAGUAUGCCUUCUUGGGUGUGGUGUUCCCACUGGUCUUGGAGCAGUCUGGAACACGGCAAAAGUGGAACCUGGUUCUAUUGUUGCUGUUUUUGGCCUUGGGACUGUGGGCCUUGCAGUUGCUGAGGGUGCUAAAGCAGCUGGGGCUUCGAGAAUAAUUGGCAUUGAUAUUGACAGCAAAAAGUUUGACAUAGCAAAGAAUUUUGGAGUUACCGAGUUUGUGAAUCCAAAGGACCAUGAUAAACCAAUUCAGCAGGUUAUUGUUGACCUCACUGAUGGUGGUGUCGAUUACAGUUUUGAGUGCAUUGGAAAUGUCUCAGUUAUGAGGGCUGCACUAGAAUGCUGUCACAAGGGCUGGGGAACAUCAGUGAUUGUUGGUGUUGCAGCAUCAGGCCAGGAAAUAUCCACCCGCCCCUUCCAGCUGGUGACUGGCCGUGUUUGGAAGGGGACUGCUUUUGGUGGUUUCAAGAGUCGUUCACAAGUGCCUUGGCUUGUAGACAAGUACAUGAAGAAGGAAAUUAAGGUUGAUGAGUACAUUACCCAUAAUUUGAGUCUUGGGGAGAUCAACAAGGCCUUUGACCUGAUGCAUGAAGGAGGUUGCCUCCGUUGCGUGCUUAACACGCAGUAAUGAAGAUUAUCUUAAGCAAAGGGGUGACCUGUUAAGAACAUGUGUGGUCGUCUUGUUAGCCAUGUGUGUUAUUGCUGCUUUCAUGAGUAGAAAUGUACUGCCAAUACUUGAAACAAGCUACUUAUUUCAAUGAGCUUAUGAAGUUUGGUAUCUAUUUUACGUCUGGGCUUCUCAACUUUGCAGAUGAUGCAUCAUUAUUCUCAAAUCUGAAGCAUAUUGGGUCCUCGUUUCUAUAUGAAUAAUCAGCACCGAACUAUGGAGCUGUCGAAUUACAGCAAGGGUAUUGAGGCUAGAUCAUCACUUGCUGUUUUAUUGUUGAAAGUCUGUCAUGAGUUUGAAAUU
Rubroshorea leprosula is the source of this 1557-nucleotide messenger RNA. The record is from the annotation of a GenBank genome assembly. NCBI's taxonomy places the organism in Eukaryota, Viridiplantae, Streptophyta, Magnoliopsida, Malvales, Dipterocarpaceae.